AUGUUCCGCCGCGCUUUUACUGCAUUUUAUCGAACUUCUACAAUACUAACACAGAGAAAAAGACUCGUAGCAGCUGGAGGUGUUGGAACCUCAUUGGGGCUCUCAUUUUUCGCUUCAAAACCGGAAGAUGAAAAAAUUGAAAAAUGCCGACCCAAAAAUUUCGAUAUUGUUGUGCGAGAAACCGACCAGCUGUAUGAUAAUUAUCUCAUCGAUAAUGCUUACAAUAUUCUGAGAAAGUUUGGUUCAUCCGAUUGCAGCGAACUUCUCUGGCGAUUAGCUAGAGUUGUAUGCGAAAAAGCGAAAUUGACGAAAGAUUCGAAUGAGAGAAAGCAGCUGAUGUAUGAAGCUUUCGAAAUCGUCAAAAAGGCGUUAGCGCAUGAACCAAAAGAAGGAUGCUUCGGAGCCCAUAAAUGGUACGCAAUUCUUCUAGAUUAUAUUGGGGAAAUUGAAGGAAACAAAUCUCGAAUUGAAAAAUCGUUUGAGGUUAAAGAGCAUUUGGAAAAAGCGCUGACAAUAUUCGAAAGCGACCCAACAACGUGGCAUAUUCUAGGCGUUUGGCAUUUCUCAUUUGCUGAUAUGGGUUACGCUACGCGAAUGGUCGCCAAGGCGAUAUUCGCCACUCCACCCACUUCAACGUAUGACCAAGCUUUGCAUUACUUCACAAAGGCUGAGCAAAUCUCGCCUGGAUUCUACAGUACUAAUACUUUCUACAUUGGUGAGGUUUAUGAACGACUUGGUGAUAAGCAAAAAGCCAUCCAAUACUACAAAGAGGCAUUUAAGAUGGCCGUUGUGACUUCAGAUGACGCUCAAAUUCACAAAAAAGCACAUGAAAAACUUCGACGUUACGGAAUCAAAGACAGCGAGUUGUUGUAA
Messenger RNA from Caenorhabditis bovis, 873 nucleotides. NCBI's taxonomy places the organism in Eukaryota, Metazoa, Nematoda, Chromadorea, Rhabditida, Rhabditidae. The record is from the annotation of a GenBank genome assembly.